Molecule: messenger RNA, 4286 nt
Organism: Periophthalmus magnuspinnatus
Lineage: Eukaryota; Metazoa; Chordata; Actinopteri; Gobiiformes; Gobiidae
Gene: asph
Product: aspartate beta-hydroxylase
Exons: 11
Coding region: 149-1600 (483 amino acids)
Biological process (GO): peptidyl-aspartic acid hydroxylation
Cellular component (GO): membrane; endoplasmic reticulum
Molecular function (GO): peptidyl-aspartic acid 3-dioxygenase activity
Source: RefSeq, a predicted model, not a curated record
GGGUGCCAGGGAGAAAGUGGACGGGGCUCCUCGCACGGACCUGAGUUUUUAUGACCCAGGAGGUUGAAUUUUGAUUUCUUUCUUACAAUUCCGCUGCAAAGAGAGCGUGUUUUUGUCAGUCUUUAAACUGCAGUUCAACAGAGGCAACAUGGCGGCCAAGAAAAACGCGAAGACAGCGAAAGCCAAAGAUGGCGCUAAACCAGUGAUGGCCAAUAGGAAUGGAAAGAAGGCGGAGUCUAGCUCUGGGGGCGGGAGCUUCUUCACCUGGUUCAUUGUGCUGGCUCUGCUUGGAGUAUGGACCUCUGUGGCUGUGGUCUACUUCGACCUGGUGGACUAUCAGGGGGUCCUCGACAAGGCUAAAGGCAUUCAAAUUAACCUGUCUGAGGCCUUGCAAGGUAAACUGGUGGCCUACGACACAGACGGAGAUGGUGACUUUGAUGUGGAAGAUGCCAAAAUCCUUUCAGGUCUGAAGGAGAAGGCUGUGCUAGUCCAGACUCGUGAGGAGACUGCUGCUCCUGUGGAGGCUGUACCCGAGGAACCUGCUCAAGAAGAGGUGAUGGAGCCUGACCCUGUGCUAGUGGAGGAAGUGAUCCAGGCGUCUGUGGCAGAUGACACCGCUGCCCCUCCAGAGCCUGAGCCUGAAGCAGCAGAGCCAGAGCCUGAGGUGGCUGAGCCUGAGCCUGAGCCAGAGCCAGAGCCAGAGGAGGUGAUAGAGGAGGAGCCAGAGGUCCUGGAAGAGGAGCUUCCAGCUGUGGAGGAAGAGCCAGCUGAGGAGGCCGCUCCAGUAGAGGAGGAGCCAGCAGCAGAAGAGCCCGUAGCUGAGGAGGCUGAAGAACCAGCCUUGGACCAGAUGGUGGAGGAGCUCACUCAACAGGUGGAAGCCGCCCUGGAGGAGGCUGCUGAUGCUGCAGAGGUUGAGGAGGAAGAGGAGGCACCACCAGCAGAAGAAGAGGCUGUGGAGGAGGAACUAGCUGCAGAAGAUGAAGUAGUAGAGGAGGAGGCCCCAGCUGUUGACGAGGAAGCAGUAGAAGAGGCUGUUGAAGAUGUUCCAGAAGUAGAAGAAGAAGCUAUGGAAGAGGAGGCCCCAGCUGAUGAAGCACCUGCUGAGGAGGAGGUGCCUGAAGCUGAGGAACCUGCCGAGGAACCUGCCGAGGAACCUGCCGAGGAACCUGCCGAGGAACCUGCCGAGGAACCUGCCGAGGAACCUGUCGAGGAACCUGUCGAGGACCCUGUCGAGGAACCUGUUGAGGAACCUGCCGAGGAGCCAGUGGAGGAGCAAGUGGAGGAGCAAGUGGAGGAGCAAGUGGAGGAGCAAGCUGUUGAAGAAGAGGAUGCCCCCUCAGAAGAUGUAGCAGAAGAUGAAGCUCCAGCAGAGGAGGUGGAGGAGGAAGCCCAAGACGUAGCACCAGAAGACACAGUAGAAGACACAGUAGAAGAAACAGCAGAAGAAGCAGUAGAAGAAGUAUUAGAGGAAGUACAACAGGAAGAACAGGCUCCAUCAGAAGAAGCUGUGGAGGAGGAGGUCACAGAGGAGACAGCCACAGAAGCUGAGUUCAGUGAGACACAGGAACAGAGUGAGGACGAGCCCACAGAAACGUAGAAGCUGCAGCAGUUACCGUGGUGAUGAAGCAGGGAGCCUCACUGAGCACGCUCAGAAAACCAGCGCAUGUCUCCACCUGAGGACUGAUACUGGCGUCAUACCCCUCCCUUCUGUGUGAAUGAAUGAGUGAGUGGUGAAUGGGUGAAUUACACCUUCUUUUAAACCAGUGUUUCUGAAGUAGGCAUUUCUCCUUCCUUAAACUUCUAUAACCACUAAAGCCACCAUAUCCACACAUACACUUUACACAUCACAUUCAGCCCAAACUCAAAUCAACAUUUCAGAAACACUGCUUUUAUUUCCUUGUAGCCUAGAUCACAUGACAAAAGCAUGUGACUAAUAAAUAUUUGCCAUUUUAUGAUAAAUAUGAAAUUUUCUUACCAAGAAUUUGAGACCAAAGUGCUGCUCCAUUCAAAAUGUGAGCAGAAUUUAUUCGAAUAUUAGCAAAAAUUCAAUCAGCCAGUUUAAUCCUAUAUAUUUUGUAGUCUCUAUGCAAAACUCUUUACCACUCGGUGUGUGACGUGUGAAUUAGCCAUUAGCACGAAUGCUAGUCUGAGUGUCUUUUUGAAUGUUCCUUGUUUAGCGUUGACAAAUCCCUUCCAUCUGUGAUACUCCCCCAUUUUAACAACCUCUGUCUUUUUAGUUUUUUCAUUUUAUUGUAAUUUUUACUUUUAACAAUUUAACUAAUGCUGUUAAUUCUUACAACAAUGGACUGUGAAUUUAAAUAUGGCAAAACAAGGCAAUUUUUAAGAUUACACAUUUUUUUAGGAACAGAUUUUUUAGAGAACUGGCCUGUGCCACUUUUACACCAAAAAUCUUUCUGUAGACACCACUACAAAUUUUAGUUUUGCCUCUUUGAACAUGUUGGCUAACUCCAUGCAGGAUAAUUUCGCUAGCUACAAUUCAAAAUGGCCGAAUGUUUUUGCGCUCACGUCAUGUAUUCAGCAAUAUGAAUGAUGUCUACAGUGCUACAUCAUGUUUUGGGUUUUUUUGCUGUUAUUUAAAAUUUACGAGGAGUAGCAGUAUGGUGUCGUCUUGGUAAAUUUUGAACAACAAUUGCUUUUUUGUCUUGGUGUUCUGUCUUAGCUAAUAGGCUGGAGUUUGGAGUGUUUUGCUUGGUCCCUUUAUGUGUAAUAUCUUAUGGAAGAAUUAAUGUUUGAUAAUUCACGUAGCGGGUGGUGUAUGCCCUCAGACCUUUCUGAAUAAAGGCCCAAGCAAGCGUUUAUCUUAUUUUGAAGGAGCAGGUUGUAAACAUUCCUGACAUUUUGAUCAUGUACAAAUCGAAAAUACAACUUGACUGUUGCUUAGAAACCGCUGCACAAACUUUGAAAUAGGUUGAAAACUUUAUUCUGUUUUGUGUAGUGUCUUGUGUUAGCAGCCAUGUUUCUAUUUCAGGCUAUAAGAUUAUGGUUACAUUUGAAACUCGGUGCAUUUGCAUUUCUUGCUCUGGAAGUAAAAUUCAAAUAGAUUUUUUUUUUGUGUGUGUGUGUGAAAUAUUUUAGAUGAAUAGAAGCUUACUACUACAGUUUUAUUCAGUGUAUUUUUUUUUCUAUUUUUGAAACUUGAACAUUCUGAACACUGUAUAUUAAAUUUUGUUGUUUAUAAUGUUUCAGAAAUGGGAAAAAAAAUAUUGAAUAACAUUUUGUGUGUGAGUUAACCUAUACCUCAUCAGCUUUAUGGGGUUGUUAUAUGAUGGUGUCACUUCUGGGUCCAACUAUGAAUUUCACAGUUGAUUUCAAGCUUUGUUUUUGAAAAAGAGACCAUUAAAAUUUGUGGUUAAAGAUACACUUUUGAAAAGUAUCAGAUAUCUAAAUAAUCUAGCAGUGUGUAUUUCACUAACUGUCUGUCAGCGCUGACGCUAAUCUCUUACCUCAAUCUUGUGCACUUGCUGUCACUCACCUUGUUAUUGUUAAACAUCUAUAGUCCCUUUUUAAAGUGAGAUGUGUUGUUGCUUAAAAAAAAAAAGUUUGAAAUGUCCAUCAUGGAAGUGGCAUCACACUUAACAACCCUUUAGGCUAUCCUUUAUAUUUUUCAAAGAGUUUAUAGAAAAAAUACAUUUGAUAAUUUUAUGAAUAAUUUUACUUCUGGGGAAAGUAGUGCUUUGACAUUACUGUCAGAUUACUCAAUGUGACCAAAAACCAUUUAGAAAUAUAUAAUGGUUUUGUUUUUGUUUUAGCCUUGGCCUGGUGGAGACAUGGCUUCCAAACCUACCAGCUUGUUUGAUGACACAUUCCAGUUUCGUAGGAUGUUGUAUUAUCUUCUGUUUUUCUACUCUCCAACUCUUUGUAUGUCAAUGUGUGAUCUGUACCACCUUUUUAACUCUGGACACCUUUACCGAGAGAGAACUUCUAGAUUUUUAAACGUUUUUAAAAAAGGACUUUGGGGACGGACCGGGAACUUGCAGGAAUUUUUUUGAUUUUUACAAAGCCAUAAGCUGUACGAUUGACAGCUGUGGAAUUUGAAUCGUGACAUGAGGAACAAAAAGGCUAUGACGGAGAUGUUGGUUUUUUCCGGGUUAAUUGUGCUCCGAUUUUUGUCUGUCAGGCUCAUCUCCGUCACAGCCCUUUUCUGCAGAGGGUGGCAGACUAAACCGGGGAGUAAAUUAUUUGAAGUGAUGAUGACAAUGAUGGCUUGUAAAGUGCAGUUCGUUGUGAAGCUGCCAAUAAAGUUUGGGACAAAAUGAUUCUGA